Messenger RNA from Gossypium arboreum, 1316 nucleotides. Its product is annotated as cullin-1-like. Gene Ontology annotation, molecular function: protein binding. The coding region runs from base 661 to 1092 and encodes 143 amino acids. Gene Ontology annotation, cellular component: ubiquitin ligase complex. Lineage: Eukaryota; Viridiplantae; Streptophyta; Magnoliopsida; Malvales; Malvaceae. The record is from RefSeq and is a predicted model, not a curated record. The transcript has 7 exons.
UUUUAGGUAAAAUGCCACAAAAUUUGUUACCCAAAUUUCCCAUUUCUCCCUUUUUUGUUACCCGCUGAUUACUCCCUAUUCUUCUCAUCUUCGUCGUGCCCUAAAUCCCCCAAAUAACUCUCAAAAUUUACCCCCAAAUUUCCCAUUUCCAGCAACACAAGUCAAUACACGUACACCAAUCACACUUCUUUUUCAUUUUCAUUUCUUCAAAGGUAGUAGUAGAAAGGGGAGUUCUAGGAAAUUUGGUCGAGAUUCGGCUGAGAAGAAAGAGCCAAUGCUCAUGCUAGGGUUUUGUUGAUUGUUUGAUUUUUAUUGUUUUGUUUAUGUGCUUUUACAGAUUUUAAUCUGAAGAAAUCUUAGCUUCGCUUUUACAACAAUGGAGCGCAAGACUAUUGAACUAGAUCAGGGAUGGGAUUAUACGAAGAUUUUGAUUUUAUAAGAGUAUAAUAAUUGCGCUCAAGUCGUCAAAUUCAUAUUUUGCGAUGGGUAUUGUAUAGAUUAUUAUUUAAGGAUUGGCUCGAUUCCGAUUUCAUCACCAUUUUCAUAUCUCAAGUGAUCUCUCUGUAACCGCUUGCUGUUAAAUUUUAUAGAAGACACGUCCGCCAUUACUUUCCCUUCAUAUUUGGUUUAAUAUAUUGAUAGUUGGAAACUAAAAACAAAAUGGGAAGGAUAUUCAUGAUCACUCUUGAAGGAUGCGUUUAUAGCUGCAAGUACUGCUUUACCCAUCUGGCUCUCCUUGACGACAUUAUUUCUAAGUCUUUCCACUGCGGGCAUGGAAAGGCUUAUCUCUUUGAUAAGCAUGUUACUGCUGAAGGUACAGCCUUGGUUCAACAGGCAGAAGAUGCUGCUUCAAAUGCUCCGGCUGUGCAGGAACAGGUCUGUAUAAGGAAAAUAAUCAAGCUGCACGACAAGUAUAUGGCAUAUGUGGCCGACUGUUUUCAAAACCAUACUCUCUUCCACAAGGAAAAAUCAACUACACUAGAUUGCGGUCCAAGAACAAUUUGCAGGAGGCACAUAAUGACUAGCUCCUACCUCUACGAAUGCUUGUGGGAGGCAUUGCAGCAGCGAAUAAGGAUUAUAACAUGCAGUUGACACCGUAUGUGCUAUGAAUCCGAAUUCAGGUUGACUUUUAGAUAUUUUAUGUGCAAAAAAGUAUUAGAGUGUCUUAUGUUUGUAUGUUAGUUAAGCAGAUUAUAGAUAGAACCUGCAGUAGGAUCAAAUAAUUAGUUGAUCAAAAGCUACACCCUAUUUUGUAAUCGUCUACUUGCACUUUUGCAUAUACUUAAUAAUAAUCUCGUGUCAACUAAUUAUUCUAA